AUGCCCUCCUUCCUGCCGGACGGAAGUGCGGCAAUCGACUCCCAAUCCUCGGGCCUCGUGCACCUCGAUCAAGCCGCCCAGUACGGCCUGUCAAACCCCGGCAAACUCGAUGUACACGUUGCGCGCCAGCCACACUCGCACACAUCCAACGAGAGCUUCGACGAGAGCUCCUACAACUCGUCUAAUUCUUCACAAACCUCCGAGGCCUCUGCCGACCCGCGAACGCGACUCAACCACGACGUGAAUGGGGAAUAUCCGAAAAAGGCUCCCCCAAGUAUGAACACGCUGCCAAAUGGCAGUCCUGCUGGAGGAUUGACGAACGGAUCGGGCAACACCACGAUCGACUCGACGAGCCGCAAACCAAUACCGAAUGGCAAUUCGACAGUGUUGGUGGACAGGACGCUAAAGGCUAAUGGGGGGAAUGAUUCAACAACAUCGAGCCCGCAAGAGGCCUUUCCGCGGAUAUCUGUCAGUUCAGGACUCGACGUUAACGGUACCGCGCAGACCGACCCAUAUGCGCGGCCAAUAAGUAAAGGGGGCAUUCGCACAGUUCAGGAUAACAACGAGUCGUCGGUAGCAACCUUGCCUCUCAACGCCUCGACCGCGACGUCCGAUUCUUUAAGCCCGGAACCGAAAAACCAAAAGGCGCCACACAGAUAUUCCUCCCCCCCAUUUCCCGGCCCGAUUGCCUCAGGCCCGCUAGCACCACCACCACCACCUGCCCCUGGGAUCAAGCACCGUCACACACUCGAGGUUCCCAAGGUAACACAAGGGCGCGGAUCGCGGGAUGGGGCCGAAGGUUAUGCUAGCGGCAGAUUCUCGCCCACCAUUGGCGGCGGAGUUAGGAGAGCAUCGUUGAGUUUGGCUAGGAGGAACACGAGAUCUCUGCACUCGGAGGCCCACCAUGAGGUGAUGCCGGAUGAAGAUGCCAUGCGGUGGGCCGAAGCGUACAGGCAAAAGCGCGCUACCAAGAGAAGGAGAAGGGAAAUUGAGGAUGAUGACAGAGUGCUGGUCGGGACAAAGGUGGAUGAGACGCACGCGAACUGGGUGACGGCAUACAAUAUGUUGACUGGCAUCCGUGUGGCCGUGUCGAGAACCAACGCGAAACUUGACCGGCAGCUGACGGACGCCGACUUCGACGUCAAGCAGAAGUCUACUUUCGAUAUUGCCGGAAACGAACUGGUGCCGUCGGCCAAGUACGACUUCAAGUUCAAGGACUAUGCUCCGUGGGUCUUCCGCCACCUGCGAGCACUGUUCCGCCUCGAUCCCGCCGACUAUCUCAUGUCCUUGACGGGUAAGUACAUCUUGUCAGAGCUUGGGUCGCCGGGCAAGAGUGGAAGUUUUUUCUACUUUUCGCGGGACUACAAGUACAUCAUCAAGACGAUCCACCACGCCGAGCACAAGUUUCUCAGGAAGAUCUUGAAGGAUUACUACCAGCAUGUCACCAACAACCCCAACACUCUGCUUUCGCAGUUUUACGGUCUUCACCGGGUCAAGAUGCCCUACGGCAAAAAGAUCCACUUUGUCGUCAUGAACAACCUGUUCCCGCCACACCGGGACAUCCACCAGACUUUCGACUUGAAGGGCUCGACGAUUGGGCGAGACUACAGGGAGGAGGAGCUGGCGAACAACCCGAGGGCAACGCUGAAGGAUCUGAACUGGCUGCGCCGGAAGAGACAUCUUGAGCUGGGGAUUCAGAAAAAGAAGAUGUUCUUGGAGCAACUGCAGAAGGAUGUGCGGUUGUUGCAGAAGCUGCACAUCAUGGAUUACUCGCUGCUGAUAGGCAUCCACGAUCUUCAGAGGGGGAACGAGGAAAACUUACGGGAUAAGACGUUGCGGGUGUUCAACCCCGGGGGCAAUGGCGUUCCGGAGGAUGAGAACCCUCACUCGGUUCUGAUGAGGACGCCGUCAAAGCUGGAGAACCAGCGGAAGGCGAGAGAGCUGAGGCAGAUGAUCCAGACGGAGAAGCCAGUGCCCAUGGGCGAAACUAGUAGCCGGAUGCCGGAUGAGCUUGAGGACGGGCAGAAGUCCGGCUUUGUGUUUAACCAGGAUGAUGGAGGAUUCAGGGCGACGCAUGAGGAUAAUGCACCGGGGGAUGAGAUUUACUACCUGGGGGUGAUUGAUUGUCUCACUCACUACGGCAUGAUCAAAAAGAUCGAGCACUUUUGGAAGGGCCUGUCCAGCGAUCGCACGCAGAUCUCGGCCCUCCCGCCACACGAGUACGGCGAGAGGUUCAUCAACUUUAUCAACGGCGUAACAAUGUCACAGGAGGAGGCUUUGCGAGAAGCUCAAGAAAGAGACGCGGCUCAAGCAGCUGCUGCCGCCUCGGAGGAACGACAACGGGUAGGCAGCUGGAGUAGUCUCCGGGGCCGCUCGUCGAAUGCAGCUCCUCCAGUACCAAGCUACCUCCCUCCAGCGCCACCGGGAGCCUCGUCGUCGGGCAUGAAAUUACCCGAGGUUGAGCUCACGAUGCAAAAGGCUGAGGAGCAAGCAAGGAGAAGCGAGCAUCGCGGCCCGAGCGAGGAGAACAUACCUGAUCGCACUCUCCGAACUACCGCCUCUCCGUCCAAUAACCCUGGUUCCAGCAGCGGGAAACAUCAGUCCCCGCCGCUUGGUGACCGUCGAGACACAGCAGUUCUGCCGGUGGUAGAGGAAGCGGCUGAAAGCCAGUCAACCAAGUCCCGCCGCAGUCAGAAAUCACACACGAGUCGUCUCAGUCAAGAAGACGACCACCGACCGCCCACCCCCGCAAAGGACGGUGAUGAUUUCCGCACAGGGACCUUUACCAGCCAUUUGAUGGGUGGUAGGAGUAGGGGCAGCGAUUCAGGGAGACCGCCACCGACGCCGCCCAAAACAGGCCAUGGCUAUGGCGGCGUCUCGCAUCACAUCAUGAUGAAGCCAGACAGCGUGGAUAGCGGGUAUGGUCAAGGUGGCGGGUUGAGGAGCGUGUCGGGGAGCCAAAAGAGCCGGUUGGAUCAGGGGCAUGUGAAGAACCAGAUCAGUAGGGAUAGUUUGGAUAAGGCGCUGCCCCCGCUGCCGAGGGUCAAUGGGAGUUCUUAG
Molecule: messenger RNA, 3060 nt
Organism: Podospora pseudopauciseta
Lineage: Eukaryota; Fungi; Ascomycota; Sordariomycetes; Sordariales; Podosporaceae
Gene: MSS4
Product: Phosphatidylinositol-4-phosphate 5-kinase
Exons: 3
Coding region: 1-3060 (1019 amino acids)
Biological process (GO): phosphatidylinositol phosphate biosynthetic process
Cellular component (GO): plasma membrane
Molecular function (GO): 1-phosphatidylinositol-4-phosphate 5-kinase activity
Source: RefSeq, a predicted model, not a curated record